GUAGGAUCUUGAAGGACGAUGACUCCAUCAGCUCCCACGGCCUUAAGGACGGGCACAUCAUGCAUUUGGUUAAGAGUGUUGCUGCUGGAGCUGCGAAUGCGCAGCAGCAGCAGCAGCAGCAGCAACAGCAGCAGCAGCCGCAGCAGCAGCAGACUCCAGCUUCCACAGCUCCUGCCUCCACAGGCGCUCCAGGCGCCACUCCUGGUGUAGGAGGAAUGGACCCAUUCAUGCAAGCGAUGCUUUCUGGAGGCCUGGGCGGGGGCAUGGGGGCCCCCAUGGGGGCCCCCAUGGGGGGCCCCAUGGGCCUGCCAAUGGGGGGCCCCGAAAUGAUGCAAAUGAUGCAAAGUCCUUUUUUUCAACAAGCAAUGGAGUCUCUGAUGCAAAACCCUCAAAUGUUUCGAAGCAUUGUUGAGAGUGUUCCGGCGCUGCGCCCCAUGCUCCCGAUGAUGCAGGGGAUCUUGGACAACCCUGAGCGCAUGCGCGCGAUGUUUAACCCUCAGAUGAUGCAG
Eimeria tenella is the source of this 509-nucleotide messenger RNA. Its product is annotated as ubiquitin, putative. Gene Ontology annotation, molecular function: polyubiquitin modification-dependent protein binding. The transcript has 4 exons. NCBI's taxonomy places the organism in Eukaryota, Apicomplexa, Conoidasida, Eucoccidiorida, Eimeriidae. Gene Ontology annotation, cellular component: cytosol. The record is from RefSeq and is a predicted model, not a curated record. Gene Ontology annotation, biological process: ubiquitin-dependent protein catabolic process. The annotation marks the transcript as partial.